GUGGUGCUCGAGGACCCUGGGCCCGCCCCGCGGCUCCUGGCCAGCCUCUACCUGCUGCUCCCUCGUGGAGAGCGGGCGACCGGGGCGGAGCCGGGGCCGCCGCGACCAUGAAGCUGCCCAACAUCCUGCUCACGGGUACACCAGGGGUUGGAAAGACCACACUAGGUAAAGAACUUGCAUCAAGAACAGGACUGACGUACAUUAAUGUGGGCGAUUUAGCACAAGAAGGACAGUUAUAUGAUGGCUUUGAUGAAGAAUAUGAAUGUCCCAUUUUGGAUGAAGACAGAGUAGUUGAUGAGUUAGAAAAUAAAAUGAAAGAAGGUGGAGUUAUUGUUGAUUACCAUGGCUGUGACUUCUUCCCUGAACGAUGGUUUCAUAUAGUUUUUGUGCUUCAAACAGAUAAUUCUGUAUUAUAUACAAGACUUGAAAAGAGGGGAUACAGUGUAAAGAAACUACAGGACAAUGUUCAGUGUGAAAUUUUCCAAGUUCUUUAUGAAGAAGCCAUGGCCUCCUACAGCCCUGAAAUAGUACACCGGCUGCCCAGCAAUGUACCAGAAGAACUAGAGAAUAAUUUAGAUCAGAUAAUGAAAUGGAUUGAGCAGUGGACAAAAGAUAAUAAUUGAACCUUGAGGGCAAAGCAUUGGACUUUCAAGGUUUUCCACAUGAUGGUUAAAGAUUUUCUUGAUGAUUUCUCCUUCCCCAUGUAGUGGAAAUUAACAUAACACACACCAAGUUUUACUAUCUAGGCUUGUGUUAUAGAAGUAGCAGGUGGACAAUAUAUAAAGUUGUUAUGACUAAAUUAAUUUUUUUCUCCGUGAGAAAACUGAAAACCCCCAAAUACAAUGAAUAAGAUAUUAAGGACUUUUUAAGUUUAGGAAUAUUUAGCAUUCUCAUUUAUAAAUAAGAAUAAGCUAAAGAAUAAGCAAAUUUGAGAAAAUAGGUGGAAGUCUUUAAUACUUGACAUGAAAAAGAAAAUGAAGACUAGGAAGAACUCUGACUUAGAAGUUUCCUUAAGAGUCUAAGGAUAAAGCUAUAAACAUUACAUUAAGUGUUCUAUUGGUGGUGAAUUGCUGGUUUAUCUUUUUUAUUCUUGGAAGUUGGUUAUAAAUUAGGAUAGUCACAAAGUAAAUGGUGAGAUCUUUGAGAAAAUGGCAUUUUUUUUUCUUUAGUACAAGAGUUCACUGAACUCUUUUGCCCAUAAAAUCACUGCUGAUCCUAGCACUGAUAUUUGUUUUUGCAGAAGAGUAAGCCAAUCACAUUUUCCAUAAAAAAGGCAAUGGCAAAGUCUUCUGUGCACCCAUGGAAACUAAAUAUUAAUUUAUUGACUAAUUUCAGUCUUGCUAAGUUUCAUGAAAAUUCAUGUGAUAAUGCUUUGUUGCCGUAUAGGUGGUGGUAAUUAUUAGAUAAAAUUUUUAAAUAUAGUGAUUGUGUAUUUCAUGAAGAUUGUUUAACGCUGAUAACUAGCACUUUUCCUCCCCCUUUUAAAAGUAUAUUUCUGUGCCUUUCCGAUGUAUUCUUGAACCAUGAGGCAGGCUUUAGCCUUCUUCCUUACCUAUGCUAUUCUGCACUUCUCCCUUUGCCAUGUUGAGAAACAGUCCUUUCAAAGUUGUAAGUCUUGCUGCCUAUAGCUUCAGCCAAAAAGUGAUCAGAGUUAGUUUGUUGUGAAAGGAAGUCAGAUUCAUUGUUGGUGAGGACCUGAAUGUCCAACUUGCCUUUAGGACAUCUCCACUUGGACAUACUGUUAGCUUCUUAACUUCAGCCAGCCCAGAGAGCACUAGAUUGAUUUAUAGUUAGGAGAAACCUGAGUUCAGAUCUUUUCUGAUGUCUACCAGCUGUGUAACCCUGGGGAAGUUACAGACUCUGAGCUUCCAUAUCCUUUUAUAAAAAAUGGUUACUGUUACCACAUAGAGUUAUUGUGAGGAAAGUGAUUUAUAAACUUAAUAGUGACAUAGAAUUGUGGUCAGUUAUAUUCCCUAAACUUACUCCCAUUUCUGACUUUACUGUUUUUAUCCGUGGUGCCACAAUUCAACCACUUCUCUGUGUUCACUUGCAAAGUUUCAUCAGUUUUACCUCUGACAUCUCUGGGAUCUCUCCUUCUCUACACUUACUCUAUUACCAUCUUAGGUAAGUAUCGGCCACUGCAAAAAGCCUCCUGCUUUGUCUCCCUCCUCAGGUUAUUAUCCUUCUCCAUAUCUACCAAUCCUACAUCAUCUACCAAUGACAUUAUUCUAAAGCACAGUUCUCAUUAUAUUACACCUCUGUUCGUAAAACAUCAGAAGCGUACCACUUCAUCUUGUAUCAAUUUCAUAUCAA
This is a messenger RNA of Phascolarctos cinereus (koala), 2313 nucleotides long. It is a transcript of the gene AK6, whose product is annotated as adenylate kinase 6. Gene Ontology annotation, cellular component: cytoplasm; nucleus. Gene Ontology annotation, molecular function: AMP kinase activity; ATP binding; ATP hydrolysis activity. Lineage: Eukaryota; Metazoa; Chordata; Mammalia; Diprotodontia; Phascolarctidae. The record is from RefSeq and is a predicted model, not a curated record.